Physeter macrocephalus (sperm whale) is the source of this 7047-nucleotide messenger RNA. RefSeq names its product zyg-11 family member B, cell cycle regulator (gene ZYG11B). The record is from RefSeq and is a predicted model, not a curated record. Gene Ontology annotation, molecular function: protein binding. The coding region runs from base 394 to 2445 and encodes 683 amino acids. The transcript is spliced from 15 exons. NCBI's taxonomy places the organism in Eukaryota, Metazoa, Chordata, Mammalia, Artiodactyla, Physeteridae. Gene Ontology annotation, cellular component: Cul2-RING ubiquitin ligase complex.
GUCGGGCUGCGGCUGCGGCUGCUGAUCUUCCAGCUUGUGAGGCAAGGAGGCCGAGGCCUGGGCCAAGCCCGGAGCCGCCGUUCGUCGGAGCCUCCUGGAGCCCCCGCGCAGGUUCAGCCUGGGGGCGGGCUCAGGCCCGGCCCGCCGCGGAGCCCAGGACAGAGGCUGCAUGCCCGAGGACCAGGCCGGCGCAGCCAUGGUUCUGCUUUGUGACAUCUAAAGACAGGACCAGAAGAGCAGGAGGAGGCAUCUCCUUAUUCCUUACUUGAUAUCUGCUUGAAUUUCCUGACUACUCACCUUGAGAAGUUCUGCUCAGCAAGGCAAGAUGGAACACUGUGUCUGCAGGAACCUGGAGUAUUCCCACAGGAGGUGGCUGAUCGGCUGCUUCAGACCAUGGCUUUUCAUGGUCUCCUGAAUGAUGCAACUGUAGGUAUUUUUAGGGGCAACCAGAUGCGCUUAAAACGAGCUUGCAUUCGCAAAGCCAAGAUCUCUGCCGUUGCGUUCCGGAAAGCCUUCUGCCACCACAAGUUAGUGGAACUUGAUGCCACAGGUGUGAAUGCUGAUAUCACAAUUACAGACAUUAUCAGUGGGCUUGGCAGUAACAAAUGGAUCCAGCAAAAUCUCCAGUGCCUAGUGCUGAACUCAUUAACUCUCUCACUCGAAGAUCCUUAUGAGCGGUGCUUUAGCCGGCUUUCUGGCCUUCGAGCAUUAAGCAUCACCAACGUUCUCUUUUAUAAUGAAGACCUGGCUGAAGUUGCCUCAUUGCCAAGAUUAGAGAGCCUGGAUAUUUCUAACACCUCGAUCACAGACAUCACGGCUCUGCUGGCCUGCAAAGACCGACUCAAGUCUCUAACCAUGCAUCACUUGAAAUGUUUAAAAAUGACAACUACCCAGAUACUGGAUGUUGUUCGGGAACUAAGACAUCUGAAUCAUCUUGAUAUUUCAGAUGAUAAACAGUUUACAUCAGACAUAGCUCUUCGAUUACUAGAACAAAAGGACAUCCUGCCCAACCUCGUCUCCCUGGAUGUCUCUGGGAGGAAGCAUGUGACAGAUAAAGCUGUUGAAGCCUUUAUACAACAACGGCCCAGCAUGCAGUUUGUAGGUUUGCUGGCCACUGAUGCUGGCUACUCUGAAUUCCUCACAGGCGAAGGACAUUUGAAGGUGUCUGGAGAAGCCAAUGAAACUCAGAUUGCAGAAGCAUUGAAGCGGUACAGUGAACGGGCAUUCUUUGUCCGGGAAGCUCUAUUUCACCUUUUUAGCCUGACUCACGUGAUGGAAAAAACAAAACCAGAAAUUUUAAAGCUUGUGGUUACUGGGAUGAGAAACCACCCUAUGAAUUUGCCAGUGCAACUUGCUGCAAGCGCCUGUGUGUUUAACUUAACGAAGCAGGAUCUUGCUGCAGGAAUGCCUGUGCGACUCCUGGCUGAUGUGACCCAUUUGCUGCUCAAAGCCAUGGAACAUUUUCCCAAUCACCAGCAGUUACAGAAGAAUUGCCUCCUUUCACUUUGCAGUGACCGAAUUCUUCAAGAUGUUCCAUUUAACAGAUUUGAAGCAGCCAAGCUUGUCAUGCAGUGGCUCUGCAACCAUGAGGAUCAAAACAUGCAAAGGAUGGCAGUUGCAAUCAUUUCCAUCCUGGCUGCCAAGCUUUCUACAGAACAAACUGCACAGCUUGGUGCUGAACUCUUCAUUGUCAGGCAACUUCUUCAAAUAGUGAAGCAGAAAACCAAUCAAAAUUCAGUGGACACUACUUUGAAGUUUACUUUGAGCGCACUUUGGAACCUCACAGAUGAAUCUCCAACCACUUGCAGACACUUUAUUGAAAAUCAAGGGUUGGAACUCUUCAUGAGGGUUCUAGAGUCAUUCCCAACUGAGUCAUCCAUUCAACAGAAAGUCCUAGGACUUUUGAACAAUAUAGCUGAAGUACAAGAAUUGCAUUCUGAAUUAAUGUGGAAGGAUUUUAUAGACCACAUCAGUAGCCUUCUACAUAGUGUUGAAGUGGAAGUCAGUUACUUUGCAGCUGGAAUUAUUGCCCACUUAAUAUCUAGAGGAGAACAAGCUUGGACAUUGAGUCGUAGUCAGAGGAAUUCUCUUCUGGAUGAUCUGCAUUCAGCAAUUUUGAAGUGGCCAACUCCAGAGUGUGAGAUGGUAGCAUACAGGUCCUUUAAUCCAUUUUUCCCAUUACUUGGCUGUUUCACAACACCAGGAGUCCAGCUAUGGGCCGUUUGGGCCAUGCAGCAUGUCUGCAGCAAGAAUCCCUCCAGGUAUUGCAGCAUGCUGAUUGAGGAAGGAGGAUUGCAGCAUUUAUACAACAUCAAAGAACAUGAACAGACUGAUCCUCAUGUCCAACAGAUUGCUGUGGCCAUUCUGGACAGCUUAGAGAAACACAUCGUACGCCAUGGAAGACCACCUCCCUGUAAAAAGCAGCCCCAGGCCAGACUAAAUUGAUAGCUAUAGGUAAUUGGAUAAUUGAAUCACAGAAAUUCUUUUUGUGAUAGGUUCACUUGGAAUAUCUUACCCUCUCUGAUGUUUUGGGGGUUUCUACAACAAGAGUCAUAAAGUGAGUAUGGGAUUGAUAAUGUACAGUACUGCCCAUGUGAACAAUCUCUGAUUUGUCUUGUGAUUUUUAACUUAUCAGAUGAGAAGAGUCUCUUCCUUCAUCAUUGCCUUUUAGGAAAAUUUCCACAUCCUUCAGUGUUUGAACUUACCUGUGCUUUAAAAUUCUACAGUUUUAUGAGGAAGUUUGCACGGACCCUUAGGCCAGACUUUUCUGAUCUUAAAGUCCCUUCAGUCAAUUUGCAGCUUCACAUAAGCUGUUAACCUGAUUUCUGGCACUGCUUCGGUUGUAAAUUUUAUAUUGCUUCUGUAUAAAAUGCCUUUAUUCUCUGUCUGUGUAUCUUUUAUAAGAUGUCCUUCUUAGUGUGAAAGAAUGGAAAUCUGAGUCCUCUCCUUGUGAAAGCUACUCACUGGCUGGUGCCCGGAUGGCUGGCAGAAAAUAUAUUAAAACGAAAAACUACAAGGGAAAAUAGAGUUUAGGAACUGGGAAAAGGUCUGCUCUUGUGCUAUAUAGUUUUUAAACUGGGACUGGCUGACCUUCUGGAGCCCACCUGUCCUGAGGCAUUGUGCAGUACCUUGUUCUUCAUAUUUAUUCCUGGAGGCAUGGGCUGCUGCUUCCUACACAGACUGCUGGUUACUCUCUAGAAAUAUUUCCCCAAGCACCACAGUAUAAAAUAUUAUAGCAUUCUGCAUUAGAGAUUAACUGUCUGAAUUUCUUUAUGUCAUAUUGUUGUGAAAAUGUGAAUUUUACAAAAAUCGUCUCUUGCUCAAACAGACCAUCCUUUUCCCUCUAUUUCAAAGUCAUUUUGUUCAGUGGACAGUAAAUUUUGCCAUGAGAAGUUAAUUUUCUUUUGUUUCAGACUACAUGUAUCUUAAUAUUUUCAUGUUGGGGAAGGAUAUCCACAUCUCACUGCCAAAAGUAAACAAGAAGAAUUAGACUAUUGUUCAAUGUAAUGAUUCUAGUUGCAGUGCAUAAAAGGAAAUAUUUUGUGAUGGGUUAUUUUUUUAGACAGUUGCCUUUCCUUUAAGAGAGUUGUUACAGUAGACUAAAGAAUCAGCUAUCAAUAAUGGCAGUUGGGAGGCAGCAAGUCACCAAGAGAGUUAUUUUCCAUUAAACAAAAAAAAAGGCGAAAGAUUUAUACGAUCUGAAGAGAAACCAGAGUAUCCAUCUUAAAUUUUAGUUUGUGAAUAAAGUUAACCUGCAGUCUUAGAUGACUGCAUUUUUUUCAUAGAUGGCCAAAAUGUUUUCAAUAGAGAUUUUAAAUAAUACGUUUAAAAUCAUGGUGAUUAUUCAGAAGCACUUUUAUUUAGAAAGGAGCUGGCUUUAGUAUGCUGGUAAUAUUUUUGACAUACACAUUUCAUACCACUAUAGCAGUAGUCAUACUUGAAUUAUUUGGUACUCCUUCACAGGAGUGAAAACUUAAACUAAAUGAAAAUAGAUAUUUAGAAUCAUUAAAAACCAUAUUAAAUUGUGGGUUAAUUCUGACUUAACCGGUUUAAGGAAUUUUUAUAGGUGUGAGGUAAAUUUUCACAGAUUAAUUCUAUUUCAGAGGAAAUGGAAAAUUCUUUUAAAAAUUUCCCCCUUUUUUCUGGGUUUUAAAUAUCUAAGGCAAAAUGUAGAAAAUAGGAUGGCCUACAAAAGCUUGGAGUCGCUAGCUGUGUAGACCAUUUCUAGGUCUUCUAGCUUGUGUAGUUAAGGAAAAGCCUAUUUGAGAAGUUUGGCUUCAAGUUUCUAUUGUAUCCUAUUCAAGACAAAAGUACUUGUUCCUUCUAGGCUAAUCCUAGGUUUUUGUCUUUAUAAAUUGUUUUCAGAAAUAGCUAAAAAUGUAUGGAAAACAAUAAAUCCCUUCAUUACUCAGAAUAACUUGUUGAUAGAUGAAGACUCAAAUAUAUUUAAAUUUAAAUUUAAAUUUCCUACUUUGAGCACUGGUAAUGGCCAGAUACUUUUGAGUCUUAAAAGCAAAAUAAUUAGGCACAUCCCAAAUAUAUAAAAAUUUUAGUGCCUUUGUGGUUGGGAUGGCUCUUAAAAUUGUGUAUCUAAUUAUGGCACAGAAUUGUCUAUAAGGUCUUGAAUUUGGCUAUGAUACAGUAUAUAUAUAUAUAUAUAAAAAUUGAAAUUAUGAGGUGUAACUGGCCUGUCUCUACAGAAAGAAUCUAUUAGGCCUUCCGUUUGCAUUUGUACACUAGAAUGUAACAGAACUUGGUGCCUUCAAGGGUUACCUCUUCAGUGGCUUAGAGGUGCUGUUUCAAGCACAAUUUAGACUAGGGUUGAACCACUCAUUGCUCAAAUCAUUGGUGUGCUCAGAUAUUGCAAAUUAUCACUACAUCAGUCCACAAGCAACAGCAAGGUUUAGAUCUACUAAAGGAAAAAGGAAGUGGAAUUAGACUUUUUAAACUAUAAUGAUGCAUGUGGGUAUUAUUGAGUAAAACAAGAACAGUCUGAAAUUAAAGCAAAAAUAAUUAAGGUAUCUCAUUCUUUCCAUCAAGUAAGAUUUUGCUGUUCUCCUUAUACUCUAAAAAAUCAUUUUUUCCUUUUGCAGUUGAAAAGGAACAUGAAUCAAAUCAAGUAGUAAUAAGGGGUUAAUUUACUCUCUGGCCAAGGACUCAGUGGUUACUGAUCUUAGUUGAGAAUUUAAAAAAUCAUAUCAGACUCACAGAUCUAGGAAUUGACCUUAAAUAUUGCUGCUCCUCCCCCUUGGACAGAAAUGCCGUUUAGUGGUACUAGUCAAUUUAAGUGAAUUACCCAAGGUAGAGAUGAAUCCCACAAAGCAACUAUGGGAAUUUAAUUUCAUGAUAUCUUUUGUUUGCAAGCUUCCAAAGAAUCAAGGAUUCAUGUUUUAAAAUAUCAGUACUGUAUAUCCAGCUUAGGAAGGUGAUCUUGCUAGUGGGACCUUUUGAGUUGGCCCUUUUUCUCCCCAGUCACUUUCAUUUGGCUAUAUUUUAAAUUAUGCCAUGCUCAAGAUAGUAUUGGGCCAUCAUCUAGACCUUUGGAGCACAUUUUGAUGAAAACAUAUUUUAUUAUGGUUCAUUAUGUGCUAAAUUAGGGUAGAAUCGAUUAAUGAACCAUGGUUUUGGCUUAGUGCUUUAAAAUGCCUGACACCCCACCCUGUCCCCCCAUAGAACAAGGUGCAGCAAUACCCAAGGUUGAAAAGAGGUCAUGAGUAGCCAGGAAAAUAAACUUACUGUGUUGUAUAUGUUGAAACCCACCCCUCUCUUGCCCUCUAAUGGUAUGUUUACAUUAUUUGGUUAUUGUGCAACUUUUAUCUUGAGAUAAACAGUAUUAUUAAACUGAAGGUGUAAGUUAAAGGCAGUAUCAUACUGUUGGCUGACGUGGGCAGUUUAACUGUAUGUUACUUAUUUGGGGGCUUUAUAUGGCUAGGGCUUCAGAGUAGUGUUCCGAGAUAGCUUACAGAGAGGUUUGCAAACUUAUGGUUUCCCUCUCAAAUCCAUUGUAGCAGUUUCAAAUGAUUGUGUGGAUAUUGGAUAUUUAAAUUUCACCAUUUGCUUUGUAUUGACACGUUUUUCAUUUUUUGUAUUAACUCACAAGCUGUUUAUUUAAGUAAUAAUGCAAAUCCAGACUUCAUCCAGUGAUGAAAAUAGCGGUAUGAUAGGAAAUUUUGCUGAGUGUGCUUUAAAUGAGUAAUUGCGUUACCUUUUUUUUAGUAUUUCAUAGAUUUUGUGUGACAUGUACACUGCUAAUUAUGCAUUCUUUGGUUUCCAAAUCUUAACCUAAGACAUUCUUAUGUUAACUGAUUGAUAGCCUAAGAGAGGACUUUCUCUGCCUGUUUCUCCCCUCCCCCAAGUUUUUUUUUGGUAAAUUAUGGGAAAAUCAGUGCUAUUUCUCAUUUCUCUGGAUGAAGCAAAGCUCUUUUGGACAGCACAACCUAACCUCAUAGCUAGACAGAAUGGCUAUCGAGAAUAUUUAGAAAAUCCAAAUUUAUCAAAUUAUAAAUGUAGUUUAUAAAUGUAGUUCAUUAAUAAUAUGUGCUUAAUUUUGAACUUAUUUUGGAAAAUUGUUCAAAUUGGGUUCUUUUAAGCUUAAUCAGCUUAGAAGCAAGAAGCUACUUUGCUAAUGAAAGCUGAGACAUACUUUCAUAAAAGCAGGAAAUUCUUGAGAGCAUUUAAAAAUGGGAGGAUGUUAUGUCAAGAUUUAUACUUUCAGAUAAUCUGUAAGAAUAAAAUUUUAAAAUCCCUGACUUUUGUGGAAUUCCCACUGUCAAAUUCUCACUGACUUUUGAGUAUGGAAAAAGCUAUCUUUUACUUGAAUUCUGAUGGAAAAGUUUAACUCCUUUCAAAGGAUAUGAAAAAUUCACUGGAAAGUGUAAUGUGUAUACAUUUCAAAGGCUGUCAGUUGUCUGGACUGAAGGCACUGUUCUUACUGUGGCCAGAUGAAUGGGAGUGUCCUGUACAUGAAUCAUGCUGUUUUAAAUCAGGACAUCACUUAGGUAUUAACGUUGUAUGUACAGAUUUUUGUUUUGGGGAUUUUUUUUUUUU